Oncorhynchus keta (chum salmon) is the source of this 1755-nucleotide messenger RNA. Its product is annotated as sentrin-specific protease 6-like. Gene Ontology annotation, molecular function: SUMO-specific endopeptidase activity. The record is from RefSeq and is a predicted model, not a curated record. Lineage: Eukaryota; Metazoa; Chordata; Actinopteri; Salmoniformes; Salmonidae. Gene Ontology annotation, cellular component: cytoplasm; nucleus. Gene Ontology annotation, biological process: protein desumoylation.
GCCAAUGGAAACCUGGUGGUAACAGAUGAUGGCAUCACUCUACCGCUGAAAGACUCCAGGGUGUCAUCCGAGGAGGAGGGGGGGGUGUCGGUGAGCCUGGUGGCGUCCCAGCUCAGAGGGUACGCGGUGUGGGACGGGGGUCUAGCCCAAGACGGGAGUCUCUUCCAGGGUUGUCCCGGCCGAGCGGCCCCCUCCCUGCUCUUCCUCUGGGUGUCUGAGGCCCAGGCCAACCUGGUACAGACAGAGCUCUCUGCCCUCCACCCCGUUACACUGCCUGGUCAGGCCUGUCCAUUCCUCCUCCUGGUCCUAAGAGAACAGCUGGGUGAUCUGCAGGCUGCUCUGCUAGCCUCCAUGCUGGAUGUAGAGGCCUUCCGUCAGGGCCGCUCCUACGACCUGAAGAGUCCCCUGUCCUGGGCAGACGGCCUGGCACUGAUACACAGCUGUCCCCAGGACGCCCACCUCCUCACCCUGCUGGGGCAGAGCCUGGUGGCAGACCCCUGCCUGGGGACAGCAAAGGGGAGCCCCAGUCGGACGAGAAGGAACCACAGAAGCAGAGAGCCUUACUCCAGACUCAAGGGCCUGCUGCCCACCAGGUUGAUCCAGUACCCACCACUCCCUUCCAAAGGAGGAAUCACCGUGACAACAGAGGACCUAGACUGUCUGGACAGUGGCCAGUUCCUCAAUGAUGUCAUCAUUGACUUCUACCUUAAGUAUCUUCUCCUGGAGCGGGCCCCGGGCCCCUGGCAGAGAUGUCAUGUCUUCAGCAGCUUCUUCUACAAGCAGCUGACCCGCCGGGACACGUCCCUGGAGGAGGAGGCUGCCAUCCCGGCCAGGGACAGGAGACACCAGAGGGUGAGGACGUGGACCCGCCAUGUUGACAUCUUCAACAAGGACUACCUGUUUGUGCCGGUCAAUCACAAAGCCCACUGGUACCUUGUGGUGAUCUGUUUCCCUGGCCUGGAGCAGGCCCAGCAUGAGGAGUGGUCUGGCCUAGCUGGAGUGGAGGCCAACGGGGGGAAGAGGAAAUGCCAGCCCCAGGCUUCAACUGGGCCUUCUCCAGAGGCCAGCAACCCCAAACUGCAGAACGGAGCAGGGAGAGCCAGUGGGAAACCUACAUUGAAGCCCCACAACCCACCAGCGUGUACCCAAGAUGGUUGUCAGAGGGAGACCAUCAUUAAGAAACCCUGCAUUCUCAUCAUGGACUCUCUGAAGAUCUCUUACCAUGAGAGCAUCUAUAAGCUCUUGCGGGAUUACCUACAUGUAGAGUGGGAGGUGCGUAGAGGAACACGCAGAGACUUCACUGUAGACAGUAUGAAGGCUUCCCACUGUACAGUCCCUCUACAGGACAACAGCAGCGACUGUGGCCUCUACCUCCUGCAGUACGUGGAGAGCUUUCUGCAGAACCCAGUGGUGCACUUUGCUCCCCUGCGUUUGGAGCGCUGGUCACGGCAACAGGUGUGGAGGAAGAGGGAGGAGAUCCGGAGCCUGGUGAUGGAGCUGCACAGUUGCCGGGGCAACGGCGGGAGCAGCUGCAGGUAGCCACGGUACCUGAUCAGCAAUGCACUACUACUACAACACGCCUAAACUGUGAAGGACUUUGACUUUUUAAAUGUACAAUACAUGGAAUAUUUAUACUAUUUUUGUAUUACUAUUUUUUUUUAAAUAAAAUGUCACAGGAUGUUUGUUUCUCACUUGUAUGUAAUGUGAAUGUACAAAAUAAUAGGAUCGUAAAAUGGAAUAAAAUUGUUCAUGUAA